CACAGAGAAAAGCUCCUGCUGAAGUGACUGAUCUCCACACUGUUAUAAAGAUGGCGUUUAUUAAAGUGGAGAGUGAAGAUGUGAAGAUUGAAGAAACAUUCAGAGUCAAACAGGAAGAUCUGCAGGAACAAACAGACCUGAUGGUGCUGAAAGAAGAGACUCAUCAAUGGAACGAAAUGAAAGAGAAACAGCAGUUUAAGAAACCCCAAGAAAUAACGACUGAUGAAAAACUCACACAGACUAAAAAGACUUCAUCACUCGGAAGACCUUGGAAAUCUAAAUCUAGGUGUAAAACCCACAUGAGAAUUCCCACUGGAAAGUUCACAUGCCAAGAGUGUGGAAAAAGCUUCUGUCAUGCAGGAAACUUUGCAGCGCACAUGAGAGUUCACACUGGGGAGAGGCCGUACACAUGCCAAGAGUGUGGAAAAAGCUUCUAUCAUGCAGGAAACUUGGCAGCGCACAUGAGAAUUCACACUGGGGAGAAGCCUUACUCUUGCCCUCAGUGUGGUAAGAGUUUUAAUCUAAAUGGCACCCUUGAAGUCCACAUGAGAACACACACUGGAGAGAGAAGUUUUACUUGCACACAGUGUGGGAAAAGUUUUUCUCAAAAACAAAACCUUCACACCCACAUGAGGAUUCACACUGGAGAGAAACCUUACACAUGCACAGAGUGUGGUAAAAGUUUCCCAUAUAACAGCUCACUCAAACACCACAUGAUAAGUCACGCCGGAGAGAAGCCGUUUGCAUGUGCUCAGUGUGGAAAGUGCUUCACAUCCAAAUCUAGCCUCAUGAACCACAUGAAUGGUCACACUGGAACUAUAGUGUUCACAUGUGAUCAGUGUGGAAAGAGUCUCACACAUAAAGACUCCAUUAAGAGCCACAUGAUGAUUCACUCAGGAGAGCAUUUUAGAUGCAGUGAGUGUGGAAAGGACUUUAAACAUAAAAGCAGCCUCAGCACUCACAUGAAGCUUCACAAUGGAGAGCAGAGUCCUCAAAAAUGAGGCCUUGUCCACACAAACAUGAGUAUAUUUAAAACAGCAGCUUGUUCGUGUAGUUUGGCUGUUCAUUUACGAGACGUUUAAUUAUAAACUACUUUCAAGAGGAUCACAUGCAUUAGCUGCAUUAGUUGCAUAAUUCUGCAUUAGCUAACACAUGAUUCACCAAUCAGAUGGAUCCUAACUCACUGUAAAUACCCAGAGUUUUUACCUCAGUUACCUUUGUCUUGAAGAAGCACCUUUCACAAUUACAGCCUCGAGUCUUUUUAAAUCCGAUGCCACAAGCUUGGCACACCUGUUUUUGAAAAUUUUGCCCAUUCCUCUUUGCAGUACCUCUCAAGCUCUAUCAGGUUGGAUGGGAAUUGAAGGUGUACAACCAUUUUCAGAUCUCUCCAGAGAUGUUCAAUAGGAUUUAGGUCCGGGCUCUGGCUGGGCCACUCAAGGACAUUCACAGAGUUGUCGUGAAGCCACUCCAUUAGCCGCAUAUCCACUGUCGGGCCAGUGUGAGC
This is a messenger RNA of Danio aesculapii, 1504 nucleotides long. RefSeq names its product gastrula zinc finger protein XlCGF8.2DB-like. The transcript is spliced from 2 exons. The record is from RefSeq and is a predicted model, not a curated record. NCBI's taxonomy places the organism in Eukaryota, Metazoa, Chordata, Actinopteri, Cypriniformes, Danionidae. The coding region runs from base 51 to 1001 and encodes 316 amino acids.